Messenger RNA from Monosiga brevicollis MX1, 557 nucleotides. RefSeq lists its product as uncharacterized. NCBI's taxonomy places the organism in Eukaryota, Choanoflagellata, Craspedida, Salpingoecidae. The transcript is spliced from 3 exons. Bases 26 to 304 code for a protein of 92 amino acids. Gene Ontology annotation, cellular component: U4/U6 x U5 tri-snRNP complex; U6 snRNP; precatalytic spliceosome. Gene Ontology annotation, biological process: mRNA splicing, via spliceosome. The record is from RefSeq and is a predicted model, not a curated record. Gene Ontology annotation, molecular function: RNA binding.
CGUCAACUCUAUAUCGGCCGACGUGAUGGAGGGCUAUAUGAACAAGGCAGUGACCAUCGCAACUCAAGAUGGACGCCUCUUGACGGGCAUCUUGAAAGGGUUUGACCAAUCAACCAACCUCAUUUUGAAUCAGUGCUACGAGCGUGUUUUCUCCCUACACUCGGGCGUCGAAAUCGUGCCCAUGGGCCUCUACAUUGUGCGCGGCGACAACGUUGCCGUGGUUGGCGAAACAGAUGAGGAGACAGAUGCGACACUGGAUCUGGAGAAUGUCAAGGCCGCUCCCUUGAAUCCUGUCGUGUACUAGUCUGUCCCCCAGUUCCCAUCAAAGCGCCUGCCCCUUUUCCUCUGUCUUUUCCAUCUGCUAUAGUUUCCCAUCUGCUAUAGUUGUUGGUUCCAGCUAUAGCCAUCGGCCCGGUGACGCCAGUCCACGCUCAAAUGUGCGCCCCGCGUCGUGUGAACAGCUCCCACGUGUCAAAGCCAGACAUACAUGGCCUCGUAGGCGUGACAGCGUCACCGUCGUGACCUCGAGAUCCGAUUGGAGCCCAAUUAGCUGCGCU